Messenger RNA from Theileria orientalis strain Shintoku, 882 nucleotides. Its product is annotated as GTPase. Gene Ontology annotation, cellular component: endosome. Bases 1 to 882 code for a protein of 293 amino acids. The transcript has a single exon. The record is from RefSeq and is a predicted model, not a curated record. Lineage: Eukaryota; Apicomplexa; Aconoidasida; Piroplasmida; Theileriidae. Gene Ontology annotation, molecular function: GTPase activity; GTP binding.
AUGGCUGAGGAGGAGUACGAGCACGUUUAUAAGAUUAUCCUUCUCGGCGAUGCGACUGUUGGUAAGUUACCUCGGCCACUUGAGUUUAAUUUCAUGAUUCGCUCACACAUUCUCCUAAAACCUACUUAUUACACUCACUAUUCACUACUCAAGCAACGUUUAAUGUUUUCUUCAGGCAAAUCACAUUUGCUGUGUCAGUAUAUAAAGGGGUCUCUGCCCGUCCAGGCCAAGGCCACCAUCGGCGUCGAGUUUGCAACCAGGACUGUGCCUCUGGCCACUGGGGGCAGCGUCAAGGCUCAGAUCUGGGACACUGCUGGGCAGGAGCGCUAUCGUAGCAUCACCAGUGCCCACUACAGGCGCGCCGUGGGAGCGCUCCUCGUCUACGACGUCUCCAACCGCAGUUCCUUUUACAACUGCAAAAAGUGGCUUGAUGAGCUGCGCACUUCUUCCUACGAGGACAUCGUCAUUGCUCUUAUUGCCAACAAGGUCGACCUGCUGCCCGAUCACGCUUCUAACGGCGGAGCUCACCUCAACGGCGCCUCCUCUGCCUCUGCCUUUCAUGGCGGCGACUUCGUUUUGUAUGACGAGGGCCUGAGGUUCGCCAACGAGCACAACCUUCACUUCUUCGAGGCCUCUGCUGUCACUGGCUACAACGUCAAGGAGGUGUUUGAGUACUUGAUUCAGCAGGUGUACAACUUGAAGUCCCGGCUUCCCAACGGCAACGUCGCCAGUUUGACCAGUUUCAAUAGCAUGAUCACCACUUCCCUAAACGAUAAGACUACCGUCAGUCGACUCAACAGCUCCAAUUCUCGAAAGGAUAAAAUUUCUCAAAUGGGCUGCCUUGAUAACAGUUGUCUCUCUGGUGUUUGUAACAUACAAUGA